Molecule: messenger RNA, 366 nt
Organism: Mixia osmundae IAM 14324
Lineage: Eukaryota; Fungi; Basidiomycota; Mixiomycetes; Mixiales; Mixiaceae
Exons: 2
Coding region: 1-366 (121 amino acids)
Source: RefSeq, a predicted model, not a curated record
AUGAUCUGGUUUGCCCUGCUCGUUUCGAUGACACUUGCGACGCCCAUCAACUACCUGUUGCCUGCUUCUUCCAUCGCCGAUUUGGUCGAGCGCACACCAAAUUCGGUCGUGGAAGGUCAUCUCGUCGUCGAGCGUACUAACACGCCUGGUUACGAUUUCUUCAUCUCUUACGGCGCUGCUGCUACGUGCCCAGUCAGCGCAAUCAACUCGAUCGAUAAAAUCUGUCUUGCUGCCGGCUUGAGCUCGAGUGGCAAGCAGUGUGCGGAUGUGCUUGCAGAUACGGGUGGCAGCAGCAUUGGCGAUAAAUGCGUUUUCACCAGCGCACCGGUCGGCAACGUUGCUUCGGAGGAGCUCUCGCUCGAAUGA